Messenger RNA from Dujonia railenensis, 3093 nucleotides. The record is from the annotation of a GenBank genome assembly. Lineage: Eukaryota; Fungi; Ascomycota; Pichiomycetes; Serinales; Debaryomycetaceae.
AUGGAAGAUAAGGUUCUUGAUAGUUCGCUCAUAAAGGACUUGUCCAACCACAUUUACGAGAAGCGUAAGGCAACAGCUUUUCAGAUAGAAAGUUUUACCAAGGCGGCAUUGAGUAAAGAAGAUACGCAAACAAUAUUCAAAAUUAUCCGAGAAUUAACUGAAUUGACCAAUAAUGGAACAAAUUCAGCAAAAAUGGGAGCCAUUACUGCUCUAGGAAGCGUUUCCGUUGCACUUGGUUCGAUCUUUAUCGCGUUUUUCUUAGACGAGAUUGUUAAGCCAAUUUUUGCUACGUUUAGAGAUACCGAUGCAAGAGUUAGAUAUUACGCAUGUGAAUCCCUUUAUAAUAUAGCCAAAAUUGCUAGGGGAGAAAUUUUGUUGUAUUUUAAUGAAGUUUUCGAUAUUUUGUGUAUUUUGGUGACUGACACUGAGUCGUCUGUGAAGAAUGCUGCUGAUAUUUUGGAUAGAUUGAUUAAGGAUAUCGUAAGUGCCAAGUCUACCAAUUAUGUGUCGAUUUUGCAACAGCCCAAGGCAGAAAAUGAAACUCUUAAUAUCCCUUCUCAUAUUAUUGAUCCAAAAAGUGGAGAUGCUUUCCAAGUUAACCAAGUUCAAGACACUAAAAUGGCGUUCUCCUUGCCUAAAUUUAUCCCAACGUUGUUAGAAAGAAUGUACACAAUUGAUCCAUUUGCCAAAAAAUUCUUGAUCAGUUGGUUGGAAUUGUUCGAUGAUAUCCCUGCUCUUGAGCUAAUCACAUUUUUGCCCAAUAUCUUGGAGCCAUUGUUGAAAUUCUUAUCCAACAACGCCCCCAGUGACGUUAGAAUUGAAACUCAAAACGUCUUGAACACAUUUUUGAAAGAGAUUAAAGGAAUCCAAAAAGUAAAGAUUGAAGUCAAGAGGAAGGCAUUACUAAAGGAAAAGGAGAAUGAAGAGAGAAAAAGAAUAGAAGAAGGUAAGAAGCUGGUACCGCCAUCAAUCUCAUCGACUUCGGUAGAGGGAGAAGCUAAGAAUGAUAAAGAAAAAGUUCUUGAAGAAUCUACAAUUGAGGAUGGAAAUAUAGAUGGAGUUCUUUCUGACCUUGAUAAUAUUUCUAUCAAGUCGAACAGCACAGCUAUAGUGAAGAAAGAUUACCAACAACAGCACCAAGAAAUACAAAAUACAGAGGAAGAUUAUGACGUUGAUGGGGACAUAUUUGUCAAUGGACAAGACAUAUUUAUAGAUUAUCCUAAGAUCAUCGAUAUUCUUUUGUCGUUCAUAAGAUUUCCAACUGGUAAGCCAGGUGAAAAGAUAAAUGACACCAGCAACGAAAAUCAUGAAACUUACUUGGAGAUCCUAUUCACUGUGUUGAAGUGGUUACAAGAAAUAUUGGACAUAAACCCUACUAGCUUCAUUAAACUCUUCCCUGAUUGUGUCGCCAUUACUCUUAAGAAUAUUGAGAUCUCGGACAAGAACUCCGAUUUCGAUUUAAGAAAUCAUUUUUUGAAAUUUAAUUUGGAUUUACAAGGAUUCUUAUUUGACUUAAAUGAAGCUAAUAAAGCCAGAGAAAAAAUUGUAGAAAGAGAGAAAAAUUCUAAUGUUAAGGAGGGUGACAAAGGUGCAGAGGAAAAGAAGGAGGACAAGCUUGACACUUCUGUACCUGUAUCUGUGUCUUCAUCAUCAACAGAAAGUAAACCUAAAGCAGCUGAAGUGAAACUUAGUCUAGAUGACUCAUUCUUGACAUCAGAUGCCUCGCUUAAGGGCAUUAAUUCCGAAAUGUAUGACGAGUUUACUGAAUUUCAGCUUAAUAAGACCCUUCAAACGAUUAUGAACGAAUGUUUUACUUCUUCAAAUGAGCUUUCAAGAAUUACAAGUUUAGAUUGGUUGAUCUUCUUGUACUCAACCAAUCCUUCAAGUUUUUUCGAGGAGAUAGAUGGUGAAGGUAAGACGAAGAUCGACCUUACGGCAUUACUUCGAUCAUCAACAGAUUCAUCUAAUGAAGUAAUAUUGAAGGUCUUGCAAUUAUUGAGUAAGAUUUCGGAAACAAAUCAGGACUUCUUCAAGAGUUUCAUGGUUGAAUUGAUUACAUUCUUUGAAAAAGAAAUUUCUGAAAAUGAAUCUAUAUCCUUUGUUCAUCCUCAAUAUCACCCCCAACAGGUACAUAGCCAAUCUUCAUUGACAAGAGAUAAAAUUGAAUUUAUAAUUCGAAAACUUUGUGUUACCUUAGAUUCUGAAAAGAUUUUCAAGACGUUAGCAGAAGUUCUCAUCAAGAUGAAUAAUUUCAACUUGGACUUUUUGUAUAUGAUCACCGUAACGUUGAACAAUAUUCUAUUAACCACACAAGAAUUGACCAGAUUUAGGAAAAAGUUGAAGAAUUUAGAUUUUUAUAAAAUUGAGGAUUGGACAUUAUUUGCAACAUUAUUCGAGAGUUGGUGUCACAAUGCUCCUAGUGCACUUUCAUUAUGUUUACUCACGUCCAAUUAUGAGUUGGCAUUUUUGAUUAUCAAAAAUUUGAGUGAACUGGAAAUCAACUUCCAAUUGUUGACCCAGUUGGAUAUUUUGGUUCAAUUAUUGGAGUCUCCUAUCUUUGUUAAACUUAGAUUGCAAUUAUUGGAGCCAGAGAAAAAUCCCUACUUGUAUAAGACAUUGUAUGGUUUGUUGAUGAUAUUGCCUCAAUCUUCAACUUUCACUUCAUUGAAAAAUAGAUUAUCCAGUGUGUCCCAUGUGAAUAAUUUACAGUCAGCAAAUAGUUCUAUUGGACAAUCAAACUUGGUUCUUGGAUCAGCUCCAGCAACUCCUGGCUCAACAACUUCAACUGCAGUAUCGAUUAAGAGAAAAAGAAUAUAUGAAAUGCUUGAUAAAUUCACGAAGAUUCAAGAAAGUCAUGAAUUGUACCAUCAAAAUGCACAACAUUUAUCUAGAGGGAUCGGAAAUGCCGCAUAUAGUAGUACUUCCGACCGUGACAAGGAUAAUAAUGGGAGUAAGGAUACAGGAAAACAUCGUGAGUCCAAGAAGGACAGAUUAGUUUCUUAUGAUAAUAGUGGAAAAAAGGAAUAUUUUGGAAAUGCAGCAGAGGGAAAGAGAAAACCUAGUGGAAGAUUUGCAUUGUCAAGAUUUAACUAG